CUCCUAGUGCGUGACAAACCAACAGGCUUGUGUUUGGACAAUACGCGUUUUAUUUUUCUUUUCUGCGUGAGCUCAAAUAUCAUUUCUAGUGUCAUCUCUUCACUCUUACUGUCUCUGCUGAGUUAUUCCUUCAGGUGCUGCAGAGGAUUUUUGCACUCGAGAUGAAGUUAAAGCCAUUUUGCACUAAACAAUAGUCAACAAGUGGACAACAAGUGGAGGAAUCUUAUUUUUUAAGCAUCAUGUAUGUGAUUUGAAGAGGAAACACCUGUUGCACCUGCGGACUCGUAACUGCUGCUAACCACUGGCCUUCCUGUCUGAACUUUAUACAGAUAUUAACAAUGAAAGCUGAAUAACACGAGUUUAAACAGUUUAGGAACGAAGGUGAUUCAGUCCAGCUUUUAUUUUUGGACUAAAGAUGGAGUUGACCGGGCAAAGGGCAAAGUGUGCGGCACUUCUUUUAUUAGCUGCAGUGUGUGUGCAGGGUGACUUUGUGGAGCCUCCGCAGCCCCACACCUCCCUGCGCUCCUUCGCAGAGAGCCAGACCAGACUGCCCUGUCACUACCAGGUGGGGGAGGGGCAGAAGGUGGUGCAGGUCACCUGGCACAAGGAGCUCCCAGAUGGCAGCAAGGACCAGAUCAUCACUGCCCAUUUCAUGGAUGGCCAUACAGAGUUUGGGCGUUACUCUGGUCGGGUGAGGUUCGAGAGUGGGAGCCCCACCGUGAACUCGGCUCUGCUCAUCCCCAGCACAGAGGAGUCGGAUGAGGGCAGCUACACCUGCCAUAUCUCCACCUUCCCCAACGGAAACUUUGAGAGGCGCAUCACACUCACCGUUUGGAUUUUACCCAUCUCCUCCCUGGAGCCUGUGAUCCUGGUGGAAGGCCAGUCGUUCGGUGUGGCCGCCUCCUGUCGAGCCGUGGGCCGCCCGCCUCCCCAUCUCUCCUGGGACACCGACCUGCCAGGCCAGUCCCAGAACCGCACCAACGAGGGUGGGUCCGUGUCCAGCUACUACUCCCUCCACCCCCUGCGCAGCAUGAAUGGGAAGAAGCUGGACUGUCUGGUGUGGCAUCCCGGCCUGCAGCAGCCGCGCAGGCUCUCAAACCCUUUGGUGGUGCAGUACCCCCCAGAUGCCACCAUCUCUGCUGGUACAGGGGACUGGUUUGUGGGUCUGGAGAAAGCUGAGCUGGUCUGCAACAGCGGAGGACACCCCAAACCUCGGAAUGUCACCUGGACACGGAAAGGAGGGGCUUUGCCUGAUGGGACGUCUGUGGUUGGAGGAAAACUAAUUUUUGGGCGGGCCCUUCGCCUGAAUGACAGUGGGGUCUACGAGUGUGUGGUCAAGAACAACGUGGGAGUAGGAAAAACAGACUACAUGUUGACAGUAACAGAGACAUCUCAACGCAAGGGCGAGUCCAACAUGGACAACCUGAUGCUGAUCAUUAUUGGUGCUGCAGCUGGGACUUUGGUCCUGAUCCUGAUCAUGGUCGUCCUGCUGGUCAACCGCCACCAUCGUCGGAAAAACAAAAAGCUUGAGAUGGAGCUCAGUGAAAAAACGGAAGAAAUUCAAAGUUUCUCCAGACAAGCCUCCUUCAGGAGACUAAACUCUGUCAGCACAGACCCCAGAGUGCAGCCUGAUGAUUAUGCUCUGCUCAGAGUAGACAGCCGAAUGAAAAACAGCGAAAUCUCUCUGGAACGACCCAGCUACAAAGGGAGCCAGUCCACGCUAGGCGGGAAGUGGGGGCCACCAGGAGGGGUGGAGGUGGACGAACUGGGACGUCCUGUUGUCUGGCACGACAGCAGAGAGAGCCGCAGAGGAGUGGAGAUGGAUGGAGAGAAGGAGGAGCGCAGGAGGAGGGUGGAGUCAUACCUGAAGAGUAGCAACAUGUCACUGGACUCAGGUUUGCCCUCUUCCCUGGUUCCCCUGAAGGCCCAGCAGGACGAAGGCGUUGGACCCAGAGACCCAGAACUAGGCCACCUUAGAGAGGGAGACUCCCCACGUGGAGAGUUGGUAGCAGAGGGACACGAGGACGACGAGGACAGCAGCUCCUACCAGAUCUCGGAGGCACUCACCAAUCACUUCUACUACAGUAAUGGGAUCCUCAGGCCCAGGCCACACUCCAAUGCCAUUCUGCUGCACCCCAGAGGACAGGUCCUCUAGACCACAGACUUUUAUUCAAAACAUGACAGGAGAUAAAGCCUGCCUGCGUUGAAAAUGAUAAUCUUUUUUUAAUGGGAUGUUUGUUUUGUGCACAGUGACUGCAGUGGGUAAUUAGCCCCAAGAACAAUCAAAACUUUUAUUUUUUACCUCUAGCUUAUGAGUUUUUUGCCUUUAUCCCAACCCUUUGACAAUUGGGAAGUCUUUAAAUAUUUUUUUGGCAUUCUAUGCCUUUAAUAGACAGCCAACAGUCAAGAAACAACAGGAAGUGAGGGGAGAGAUGAUGAAUGACAUGCAGUGAACGUCCCCACCGGGCCACAGACAUUGUGGUUCACAGCCGUCAGGGUGCCCUAUCAUUAGGAGGUUUCUGAUUCUUAAUAUUUCACUCAUUCCUUGAAUGUGCAAGGAAUAAAGGUUCCUGUUACACAAUGUUUACUAUAUUAUCUGCAGACCUGAAAUACUGCAUCCACUGCUUUGGCCUGAUGAAUCCUGACUGUUAACUUAGGGUGCCUUGUUUACAUCAAAAACAUUCAGGGAGGAACAUAUGGAUAAAGACACAAUUUUCUAAGCUCCAAAUGCCUGGUGAAGUUUAAGGUUAAACUGUACAUAAAUCUUUGAUACUUUCUGCUUGGAUGCACCUGUGGAAAAGAUGUUAGUGUAUUUGUUAAUGUAUGUAUUAUAAUAUAUAUAUAAGGAAGAGCGAUAAGGAGAUUGUGUGUGUUUAUCAUUGUGCCAGUAACAGGCACCUGCAGCUACAAAAAGGUCAAAAACGCAGAGGACCUGAGCACAGACAAAGUUAACUGGUGGAUGUUCAUUAACACAUGCAGCAAACUUGUAUCCAUGACCAGAGCAUAGCAAUGAACAGAUGGGAUGAAACUUGUAGAGGAUGAACUGUAAAGCAACAUUUUGUAUUGAUGAAAAAUCAAAUGUGUGUAUGAAGUUGUAUAAAUUGUUUUAUAUUGAGUGUUUUUCUAGGAAAGUGAAAAACUGACAUGUAAAUAUUCAAACGUUUAUUCAUAAAAGUACAGCAUAUGAGUCAUUGUUUUUUAGUAUAACCUGGGACAGUUAAGUUUGUGUCACCUCAUACAUGAGGAUCAAGGGCAUCGCUGAUCUCCGCUACUGCAGUAACGUAGCACUUGUGUAAGACUUGCAUUAGAUGACCUGGUUUAUCCCUGUUCUGACUCCCUGGAUACAAGUAGAAAAAGAAGAGUGGAUUUUUACAGGGUGGCUAAAUGUACUGGGUCUGACAGGGUUAUGAGCUCAGUUAUCUUGAGAAUCUUUGUAUUAAACAAUUGGUUCUGUCAUUUCGGGUAAUUUGCUUAUUCACUUUCUUGUCGAGAGUUACAGCCUUUACAUACUCUGCAAGGACAGAGAAAUUUGUUCUCUCUCACAGGGCUCAAAGAAAAGAAUUACAUAAUUCGUUUCUUGCAGCCCUGGUUUGGGAGUUCUUGCAGCUUGUUCUUGACACAUCAUCUGGGCAAAACUUUUUUUCUUGUGUGGUGUCCAAGAACUAUUGUGAUUGGUCAGAAAUUUGAAGUGGGCGUAGUUAAUGCGGAAAAGCAUGUGUGACGUAUGCUGGAGUGGGAAGGGCCUAUGAGGACAUCCCAGGAGUGCUGCACUUGAGUUUCUCGUGAAGUAUGAAAUGUCCUGGCCAGAAAGAACUUUGUACUUGUUCUUGCCACCUCGAGAAAAAGAACAAAUUUCUCUGUUCUUGCAGAGUAUGUACAGGCUUUAGAUGAAAAGAACGAUGCCCUGUCCAUGUCCGAGAGAGGCAACUAUCUUCUCAUUUAGCUCUCUUCAAGAAAGCAAGUAAGAUCAUUUCCCAAAAUGUCAAACUAAUCCUGUAAAGGAAAACUUCAAAAUGAUCAUUUGUAUAUCAGUUAGGCUACUCACUGUGUUACCUUUAAUUCAUGAAGAAAACUUACUUUCUCAUGCAUGCCUUCACUGUGAACAUAGAAUCCAAAAAAGGCAUCAAUCUUCAUGAACUGAAGUAAACAGGGACCACGUUUAACAGCAAAAUUAAACCUAAACAUCAGUUUACAAACUCUCACACAAAUCAUGCAGUAUAAUCCAAGUCUCAUUUAUCUGGUCUGCUCAGUAUUUCCGUAACUCAAGCAUUUUUGUGAAAACAUGAUUCAAAACACAUCAGUACAGUCUCAUACACGGCUGAGUAGUGUGGGCACAUGCAUGGUGUUCAUAGGCGAAAGUGUUUUAUAUUUAUUCAGUGAAAACGCUUGUGUUUGGGAAACACUGAACAUACGACUGAAUAAAUGAGACUGAUUAAACUGCAAGAGUUGUAUGUGAGUUUGUAAAUGGCUGUUUUGGUGUGGUUUUGCUGUUGUUAAAUAUGGUCCCUGUUUACUUAAGUUGAUGAAAAGUGUUUUUUGGAUUCCUCGUGGACGCAUGCUAUAAAACAAAGUUUCUGUCGUAACACAGAGAGUAACUAAUAUACAAAUGGUCAUUUUGCGAGUGUAGUAUACUUUUACGAUGCUGCUCCACCACUCAGAGCAGACACUUGGGGUGGACACCUAAGACUGGCUACAAGAAGACCUACAUCUCUCAGCAUGCUAUGGAGCACCUGCAGGUCUGAUUAGGAAGUCUCCUAUCUGAAUCAACUGACCUGUAAACUCCAAAAUGGCAGCUCUAAUAAAAAUGAUGCAAGGUUGCGUUCUUAAAAUGCAAAGAUGAGGAGUGAGUGCUUUGUUUUCUGUCUUUGUUAGCCUUGGAUAAAUAUGACUUUCCUUUACAAAAGGAAUCUCACAAUUGACAUUAAUGAAAUGUACCUGACCACACUUAAAUUACUCCCUGUUUCAGCAGCAUUACAAAGAAAACACUCAAUUCUGUCAUGGUCAUCGUGUCAUGGCAACUGUUGAUAACACAGUCUAGGCUGCUCUAUUUGCUCAGAUUUCACUGUGAGCCUGAAAAUGGACUGUAGAUGGGAAAAUGGAACUGCUAAGGGGUAUCAGAGGGUCUACAGUCAUCAUACACACAGAGGUUUGCUUUGGGGUUUGUGUCCUCAUGUAUAACCUGUAAAAGUAAAUACUCAGCUAUGUCACUGGGGCUGAUGUCCCCAAUUUUUUUUUAAUAAAUCUCUUAACUGGCUGGGUUUACAAACAGCACAUAAAUACCAAAAUUAGUUCUUACAGUCCAAGCUAUGUCAAACUUAGAAUUUACCCCCCCCCCUCAAAAAA
Epinephelus lanceolatus (giant grouper) is the source of this 5343-nucleotide messenger RNA. It is a transcript of the gene nectin4b, whose product is annotated as nectin cell adhesion molecule 4b. Gene Ontology annotation, cellular component: adherens junction. The record is from RefSeq and is a predicted model, not a curated record. Gene Ontology annotation, biological process: heterophilic cell-cell adhesion; homophilic cell-cell adhesion. NCBI's taxonomy places the organism in Eukaryota, Metazoa, Chordata, Actinopteri, Perciformes, Serranidae.